AUGCUCACACGUCUUCAAGGCAAAGAGUUCCCUAAUCACAACACUGUGCCGGUUAUGAUUGUCAGCAUCAUGGCAAGGAUGCAGGCUAGAAUUCUGCAUUUGCACUACAGCCACGCAGGAUUGAUUAUCAGCAAGACAGGCUUCCUCAGCUUCUCUACUGCGGAAAGCGCGACGCUUAACAUGGACAUUGUCUUGGGAAUUAUGGCUUCAAAGGUCAUCGGUGAUACCAAGGAUCCCUCCAACCUUCUAAAGCCCAUAUCUCCUACUGCUACCCCAGCUGAAUCAGUGCUUGAGCCUUGCGAACGCAGCCAAAAAGUAACACAAAGCUUCACCGGUCUGUGA
Molecule: messenger RNA, 342 nt
Organism: Penicillium mononematosum
Lineage: Eukaryota; Fungi; Ascomycota; Eurotiomycetes; Eurotiales; Aspergillaceae
Exons: 2
Coding region: 1-342 (113 amino acids)
Source: RefSeq, a predicted model, not a curated record